Molecule: messenger RNA, 884 nt
Organism: Nylanderia fulva
Lineage: Eukaryota; Metazoa; Arthropoda; Insecta; Hymenoptera; Formicidae
Source: RefSeq, a predicted model, not a curated record
UUACUAUUUUCCGAGUGUUCAGCGUGUACGCAACGCAACGUGCAAGGUUAGAAUCCAGAAAUCGGACGUGUCGGACAACAAAGAAGAUUAAAUUGUGUGAAUAUAAAGUGUAUAAUUGUUUAAUUAAGUGUUUAAUGUUAAGAAAAUUAUCGGGGAAUAGGAUUCGUCGUUUAGAAAAAGUUAAAUAUCUACAAGAUGUCAAAUUUAAUUGAAGAUCAAUUGGAAGCGUGGGGUCUUCAGGAAUACAUGAGAAGUUUAAAGGAACGCUCAUCAAUUAAAUUAUCUAGAAGUGAAUCUGAGGAUACAUGCAGUAUAGCGAGUAGUUCUUCAAUAAAUUCACAAUUUAAAAAUCAUAAAAAGAUGCUAAAAGAAUUACUUUGUGUGUGUGAAUCUAGCUGUGGUAAAAAAAUAUUGGAACAAACACGAUUGACUUCGUCAGAUCGCAAUAAACUGUGUCAUUUGAUUAUUGAUAAACUUCUUUGCAAAUCUAAAAAAAUAACUUCUGAACAGUUUCAAGAGUGGGCUGCAGCGAUAGCUAGUGUUUUUAAAUAUGAAAAUACAUCGACGUAUUAUGUUCCAUCAAAUACAAAAUUUCGACUUUAAUUUAAGUAUAACAAUUGUUAUACUUAAAUUUAAUUAAAAAAGUUUUUAAAAUAGAAUAUUCUUCAUAAUAGGCAUUAAUAGAAAUCCCUCUGUUUUUUGGUUUAAACGGUUUUUUCCAAAGAUUUUCGAGAUUUGGAUCAUCCGGUUGAAUUGCACUCAAUUUGAGUAAUGCUUCUUGACAGUCAGUCGUAUCUUCAAUGUUUUCGUCCUCAGUUGCUUUUACUUUUUCUUGAUGUAUUUUUUAAGAUUAUUAUAUUUAUCCCAAAGUUUACCGUUAGCAA